Messenger RNA from Closterium sp. Naga37s-1, 2745 nucleotides. The record is from the annotation of a GenBank genome assembly. NCBI's taxonomy places the organism in Eukaryota, Viridiplantae, Streptophyta, Zygnematophyceae, Desmidiales, Closteriaceae.
AUGGGGAUUCCGUCCGAGCAGUCGCAAGGCGCCGCGGCAGUGACUCUCACGGCUGGGAGUGACGUAGCGUCGAGAACAGCGAUAGCCGUGGCCAAUUGGUGCAAGGCACGUGGCGGACUCGCAGUGGACGUCGUGCAAGCCGCUGCCGAUCAGGCCGCUCCCUCCCUCAUCAGCGCGGCCAGCAGCCAGCCUGUAGCGGGCGCUACAGCAGUGUGGGCGGCUCUUGCGCUGGCGACAGGAGGCGACGCCGCCAAUGCGCUGCUGGGGAGGGAUGGCGCCGCGCGCGCUGAGGUGACUCAGUGGCUUCGCCAUCCCUGGGUCGUCGGUUCCCUGGCCUCCCUUGCCACGUCAGCAUGCCCGUCAGCGUCCACGUCAGCUGCAGUGUUGGACCCUCUCCCUCGCCUGCGCGCCCUCAACGCCUACCUGACUCCUCGCUCCGUGCUCGUGGGGCCAGGUGACGCGAUCACAUUGGCUGACAUUGCAGUCUUCGGUGCCGUUCAUGAUGACGUGCUGCUGGUGACGCCGUGUGACAGGGACGAGCUGCCUUACCUCAUGCGCUGGAUCGAUCUCGUGCAGCACAAGGGACAUGUGCGGGACACCUUCUCGCACAUUACCGUCAACACUGCCAAGUUCGACCCGCCUGCACCGGUUCCUCUUCCUGCCAAACCUGCAGCGCAGCCGAGCCAGUCAUCAGGUUCGGGAGGUGCCAAGCCUUCCACAGCAGCAGCAGGGAAGGCAGCUGCAGCCCCGGCAGAAGCUUCAUCAUCAGCAGCUGCUCCGGCUGCUGCCCCUUCCACCACUGCCGCAUCACAGGGUGACGCGGCAGGCAAGGGGAAGGGGAAGGACGAGAAGAAGGGCAAGGGGGAGCAGAAGAAGGGUGAAGCGAAGGAAGGGGCGGGUGCAGGGGGAGGGAAGGGGGCGGAUGUGAGUGUGGGGAUAUUGGACAUACGAGUGGGGCAGAUCAAGAAAGUGUGGAAACACCCCAAUGCAGACGCGCUGUACGUGGAGGAGAUAGACGUGGGCGAGGGCAGUGUGCGGCAGGUGGUCAGUGGGCUCGCCAAGUUCGUCACAGAGGACGAGAUGAUGGGCAUGCGGGUGGUGGUGCUCACAAACGUGAAGCCGGGGAAAGUGAGGGACGUUGUAUCGGCCGGCCUGGUGCUGUGUGCGUCCAACGAGGACCACACGGUGUGCCGCCCCGUGCAACCCCCAGAGGGGGCUGCCAUCGGCGAGAAGAUCACGUUCGCUGGAGUGGACGGCAAGGCAGAGGAGGUGCUCAACCCCAAGAAGAAGCUCUUCGAGAAGCUACAGCCAGUGCGUGCCUUGCUGCUGCUACAGCCAUUGCAGACAUGUGUCUCCCUGCUCUGUGCCUUCUCGUUUUCUGCGCACGGACGGCACGGGGGUGGCCAUGUUCCAGGACACGCCCAUGAUGACGACAAUCUUUUGUUCCUCCCUUCUUUGCUUCCCCUCCUGUGCAACCUUUCCCCCUCCCGUGCACGUCAGUUUCUGCGCACGGACGGCACGGGGGUGGCCAUGUUCCAGGACACGCCCAUGAUGACGACAGCAGGGCCGUGCACAUCCACCAUUGUGAACGCCACUGUCAAGCUCUGGACGUGGUGCGGAACAGAUCCCUCACAACUCCAGCAGGCAGCCGAGCUUAUCACAUCGUACCCCAACGCUGACCGGCCUCUCUUCGAGCCCCCGGACGAGGAGGGCUUUCCCGCGCCAGAAGACGUCAGCGAAAACCGCGAUGAGACCGACGGUGUUGGCGACUUCCCCAUCCCCACCUUACCCGAAGACCUCGUCCACGAUGAAGGUGGUCCCGAGGCAACGAAGGACGCCGCGCCUGCAAGUCCGCGUUCUCGCAAGAGUACGCACCGUCGCACGGCGCGCACCAUGGGUGAGAAGUGGCAGUGGCUUCUGUUGAUGAAAGACGAGAAUCUGUCAAUUCGUCACACGGCCCGUCUUGCAGGGGUUCAGCCAAUCAGCGUCCGCCGUUGGCUGAGGAUCGCGCAGGAGAUCGAAAAGGCUGCACCGUGCAGGCGUCGGCUGAAGGGUGGCGGUCGGCGGGCGAAAUACCCCGACAGGCCGUGUGUCAUCAUCCGCGCUCAUGAGAAGGGGUGGAUGGACGGCAAACUCGUCGACGACUGGGUUAACAGCGUCCUUCUCCCCUUCAUCAAGCCGCCUCGUGGCAUCCGUCGGUCCAAGACCCUCCUGGUCUUGGACUCCUACCGUGGACACAUCACGGACGGCGUUCUUGCGAAGCUCAGGUGGCACCGUGUGAUCCCCGCCAUCAUCCCGAGGGGGUGCACGCCCCUGCUGCAGCCCCUUGACGUGAGCAUCAACCGCUCCUUCAAGGCGGGACUGCGCACGUUCUACAACGACUGGUUCGCCGAUGAAGGGGUGAACAGCUUCACCCCCGCAGGUGCGUCUACCUUAAGGGUUCUAAACCGUAACAAAGUCGAGGUGGGAGAGGACGUCCACUCCUCCCCCUUGGUGGAUGAGUGGGUCAACCCCCUCUACACCACGACUGCUGACGACGAGGAAGCUGCCCGGGAGGCGGACGACGAGGACUGUGGGGACAUGCCCGAGGAGGAGGAGGAGGAGGAGGAGGAGGAGGAGGAGGAGGAGGAGGAGGAGGAGGAGGAGGAGGAGGAGGAGGAGGCCGAGAUGGAGGCGGAGGAGGAGGAGGAGGAGAUCGAGGGGGAGGCAGAGUGGGGAGACGUGGAGGAGGACGAGGUGGAGUAG